AGAAAGUCCGUUGCCCAUAGGCCCAUAGUCUUCAUCUCGUUCACCGGCAUUAAAAAGCAGAAUUGGCUUUGGUUCGACUCAGAAUCAUCAGACAUCAGAUAUUUUCUUGUGUAUUAAAUCUUAAUUUCUUACGGCUAUUUGUAAAUUACAUAGGCCGCAUCUUAAAGAUGUCUCAAGAAGAAAGUCUACCCGAGGGAUGGGAAGCUCGCAAGAGCCGAAGUACAGGUAUGACAUAUUACCUGAACUCCCACACUAAGAAGUCACAGUGGGAGAAGCCAGAGGGCCCUGCUCCUAUGGAAGAGGAAGAUGAUGAUGGCAGUUCUCCAAAGAAGGUGCAGUGCAGCCACUUACUGGUGAAGCAUGAAGGCAGUCGGCGUCCAUCAUCAUGGCGUGAGGAUAAUAUCACUCGCUCGAAGGAGGAAGCUCUUGCUAUUCUCUCAGAAUACCGUCAGAAAAUUGUCAACAAGGAAGCAACAUUUGAAGAGCUGGCCAAACAAUACUCUGAUUGCUCAUCAGCCAAGCGCGACGGGGACCUGGGCAUGUUUAAGCGAGGCCAAAUGCAAAAACCUUUUGAGGAUUGUGCUUUCUCUCUGAAGAUAGGACAGCUCAGCCAGCCGGUUGAGACGGAUUCAGGAGUCCACAUUAUUCUCCGAACUGCUUAAAUCAAUAAGCAACUUGUUCACACACUGGUUCAUCUUACAUUCAUGCAAAAUUUAAACAGUUAACAACAAUUUAGAGCUCCAUGUAAUAUGUGUGUUGUUAACUAGCAAUAGCAGUGUCUAUAAUUUACCUAAGCACAAAAUGUCCUUAAAUUUUGUUUCUUUUAAUAUUAGGCCAAAGUCUCCCAAGUUAUGAAUUACAAUAAACACGACAUACUUAGGUCUUAGUAUCGGAUAACUUAUUUUUUGUUUACAGAAUGCAUUAUAUUAUGAUUAUAAAAUAAACAAAGAUUGUUAGUGGGGUUUACUGGGAGUAUAAUAUAUCCAUAUAUUUAAGGGAUAAGUUUAAAUGCUGAUUCAUACACAGUAAGAUCUACUCAUAAAUUUAUAAAUUGUAACCCUCCAGAAAAUUCAGACAGAUUUCAGAGUUAUUACUGUUAUUAGCACUUGAGAUGAUCAUCAAAAUGUGGCGCUAGGAGAGCGUCAAUGAAAUAUGCAUUUAAAGAUUUUUAUGAUAAAGGUUCGAGUAGCAUACUACUAAACACAAUGAUUAAUAAUUGUGUUAGGUUUGAUGAGGCUUAGUUUUCACCAGCUAGAAAAUACUUGGAUACAGCAUUCAUCUUUACAGUGAAUUAAUUGUACUUAGUACUUUAAAAUGAAAUCUUUUCUAAUUUAUCUGUACCUUAUCUUGGAAUAAAAAACUUGUUUUUAC
This is a messenger RNA of Leguminivora glycinivorella, 1371 nucleotides long. RefSeq names its product putative peptidyl-prolyl cis-trans isomerase dodo. Lineage: Eukaryota; Metazoa; Arthropoda; Insecta; Lepidoptera; Tortricidae. Gene Ontology annotation, molecular function: peptidyl-prolyl cis-trans isomerase activity; protein binding. The transcript has 3 exons. The record is from RefSeq and is a predicted model, not a curated record. The coding region runs from base 168 to 662 and encodes 164 amino acids. Gene Ontology annotation, cellular component: cytosol; nucleus.